Morus notabilis is the source of this 897-nucleotide messenger RNA. RefSeq names its product 14 kDa zinc-binding protein. Gene Ontology annotation, cellular component: cytoplasm. NCBI's taxonomy places the organism in Eukaryota, Viridiplantae, Streptophyta, Magnoliopsida, Rosales, Moraceae. Bases 45 to 539 code for a protein of 164 amino acids. Gene Ontology annotation, molecular function: adenylylsulfatase activity. The transcript has 5 exons. The record is from RefSeq and is a predicted model, not a curated record. Gene Ontology annotation, biological process: purine ribonucleotide metabolic process; sulfur compound metabolic process.
GAAUCGAGGUGAGAAAUGGAGGUGUGAGAUGAGUUCUGGUAGUAAUGGAACCCAAAAUCCAUCAUAAAACUAGAAGCAGCCGACUUGGAGUCAUAAGCUCUCACUUCUCCACCGUCUUCCCUUCCGAACCUCCGAUCCUCACUCCCAUGGCUUCCUCCGAGAAAGAGGCUGCUCUUUCUGCCGUUCCCUCCGAUUCUCCCACCAUAUUUGAUAAAAUCAUCAACAAGGAAAUACCUGCGAAAGUGGUUUUUGAGGAUGAUAAGAUCCUUGCUUUUAGAGACAUUUCUCCUCAAGCUCCCACACACAUUUUGAUCAUUCCAAAAGUUAAGGAUGGCUUAACUGGACUUUCCAAGGCUGAGGAGAGGCACUUGGACAUUCUUGGCCGACUUCUUUACACAGCUAAGCUAGUUGCUAAACAAGAAGGCCUGGAUGAUGGCUUCAGAAUUGUGAUCAACGAUGGUCCAAAUGGAUGUCAAUCUGUUUAUCAUAUUCAUGUCCACCUCCUUGGAGGAAGGCAAAUGAACUGGCCCCCUGGGUAAUCUGAAUUCUGCUUGGACGCUGGGCCAUCGGGAUAGAUAUGUUUGCGGAGUAAACUGACUCCCCUGCUCUUAUUGAAUAAUUAUCAAAUACUAUAAGCUUGUCUGCAGUUACUAUAAACGGGCAUGCUGCAUAAAAUUAUCUGAAAUGUGCUUUCAAUGGAAUGCUAAGCUUGUAUUUCAUUUAACCAUACCGACACCAGUAUUAACAAUAAACUGGACUUUCUCUGAUGACCUUGGCUGUGUUACAUAUGAAGGUAGAUACUGGACAGUGACCCUUUCCAUUGUUGCUGCGUUUAGUAUUGUAAAUGCUCAAACCAAUCUACCUAGUGAAUAACCAAUAGUUUCGAGUUCCCUAAAA